This is a messenger RNA of Xyrichtys novacula (pearly razorfish), 9251 nucleotides long. The record is from the annotation of a GenBank genome assembly. Lineage: Eukaryota; Metazoa; Chordata; Actinopteri; Labriformes; Labridae.
AUGCCUAAUGUCAUCUACAUGGGAGGCUUUCAGUGUAAACCUGCUAAACCACUUCCCGCAGACCUAGAGGAGUUUGUGCAGAGCUCAGGAGAGCAUGGAGUCAUCCUCAUGUCUCUGGGUACUUUUGUGACUGAAAUUCCUGCUGACCUAACCAAUAUGAUAGCUUCAACUUUUGCAAAAUUACCUCAGAAGGUCAUCUGGAAACACAAAGGGGACAAACCAGCUGCUCUUGGCAACAACACUUUACUGGUGGACUGGAUGCCACAGAACGAUCUAUUAGGACAUCCAAAGAUUAAACUUUUUGUGGCUCAUGGAGGGACAAACGGUGUUCAGGAAGCAAUGUAUCACGGAGUUCCAGUUGUUGGUCUGCCGUUAUUUUUCGAUCAAUAUGAUAAUCUGCUGCGACUGAAAGACAGAGGAGGUGCAGAGAUCCUGAGCAUUCAAACUGUGGAUAAAGAUGACAACUUCCUGAAGGCCAUACAGACAGUCCUAAGUGAGCCCUCAUACACGAUGAACAUGCAGAGACUGUCCAGCCUGCACAGAGAUAAGCCCAUAGAGCCACUGGAUAACGCUCUUUUCUGGAUAGAGUUCGUAAUCAGACACAAAGGUGCAGCUCACCUGAAAUCACAGUCCUUGAAGAUGCCCUGGUACUCCUACUACUCCUUUGAUGUCUUUUUAUUCUUGGCUGGAGUUUUGCUCCUCCUGCUUUUAUCUACUUUCAUGCUCCUCAGGUGUUUAUGUGCUAUUAUGUGCAAGAAAAAAGUGAAACGUGAGUAAUCACCUAAGAGAUAUCCACAUGCAAAUCUGUCUUAUGGAUCAGAAUUAUUAGGCAGAUUUUAAGAUGUGUAAGUCAUUGGACCAAAUAUUAAUGCUUUAUCUCAACAAUCACAAAAUAAAUCAAGUUCGACAGCAAUCAAAUCAAAUUUUUGACACUGCUCAGGUUCUUUUUUGUUUUAUACUGUUUUGGUUGAUCAUAAUUUUUUCAGCAUUCAUAUGAACUUAAGAAUGUUUGUAAUAAGCAAGUUUGUCUAAAUAAAUCUGGAAUGAAAGAUUGUUCAUAAUUCUGAUUAGUGUUAUGUUUCAUCUGUAUUUAACUUUUGUUCAAGGGCAAUGGCAGAAAUGCCUUUAAGGUAGCAUGUGACAGCAAGGGGUUAAUGUAAUCAAAGGGGAAACUGCAGCUGGUUUUGCAUCUGUGGUAUCAGGUUAGGAUUGGACCAGUAUCAUUAAAAGGAAUGGCAUGAAUCGCAAAUCACUGAUGAGAGGCUGAAAUAUGUCUCCUCACCUGUUCAACACUUUUUUUCUUUAUUAACAGCUAUAAGCAUCUGUGUUUGCUCCUUUAAACUGCCGAGGCGUGUUUUCUUUUUCCUUGCACCUUGAUUUAGGUAAUCUUAGGAGGUUAACAGAUCUGCUUUCGGGUAAUUUAAAAGUUUUAGAAAGUACUAUAAUUUUUUGUUGUGGCUCAUUUUCUGCUUUUAAGGAUGGUGCUUGAAAAUAGAAUUUAAAAAAAAACAGAAAGCAAAGAACGGCCUCUUAACACUACAGUUUUAUUAUCAUAUAAGAAGGCAUGUACAACACUGCUAUAUCUCUUACUAGAGGGUGAUUUUUAAGGCUAGAUAAUAGACAGUAUACUCUGUACACUAUGUGCUUUCCAAAACAGCACAUUAGGCCUUUAUAAUACGACUUAUUCAAGAGUAAACAUGUCUCUAAAUAGCUGAGCUUUAUCUUUAGGGUGUGCACCUGUCUAGGUGGGUACUGUAAUUAGUCUUAAUCUGUGGGUGGCUGCCUUUCCAUUGUAAAUCCAAAGUUCAGCCUAAUACUAAUCUAAGAACAAAGUGUAUGCCAAUAACCAAAUGUCAAGUGUCAGCCAACAGUAAUGUUGAAUCAAAAACAGUUUUAUCCAAUUAGUCGGUGAUCCGGAGAUUUUUUUUACUCUUUUUGGCUAAUUCACUGUUCUCAGUGAAGUGGUAAAUGAGCCUGAUAUGUUCAGACUCAGUGUCUCACAGACUACAUGCACAUCUAAUAUGUAAUACUUUUACUGUGUACUUUUUUUUGUCAAUUUACAGUUAAAAAAUGAUAAUACAGUGCUAUGAGUCUGUUUUUCCUAGUUUUAAUGUUGAUUAAAGAUAAUGUCUUCCAUGAUCCAAACACCUCAGACUAAAUUAUUCUUGAUAUAUUGCAUGCAUUAGUCAUAUGAAGUACGUAUACGGUAUGUCAACAUAAAUUUCAGUGGAAAAUAGGCUCAUUAUACUGCUUUACUAUGGAUGUUAACAGCAUGUUAACCUGCUUACUUUUAUGAAAAGUAAGCAGGUUAAAAACAUUACACUUGUGCGUAUGGAGGUAGGGGAGAGUGGGGUAAGAUGAGCCAUUUUUCAUAUUUCAGGUCACUACAUCAAGGCAAUCAUAGUUUUGUCUCUAACUAGUGUAUCUGCAUAUAUUUCAAGAUGUUGUGCAUCCCUGCAAACCAACAGAGUAAGUGUAAAUAUAACUGUAUUGAUAAUAUAGCAUGCCAAAAGAAGUGGUCUCCUAUGGUCAACUUACCCCGUAUCCCCCCCCCCCCCCCCCCCAAAUAUUUCUUUCUCCAUUUCCAAUGAACAGGGGGUGGCUCAACUUACCCCACUCUCCCCUACUAAAAGUUUAAAUAUUAAACUAAUGAACUCCUUAAAGAAAUUGAACUUUAUGAAAAUAAAACACAAACAGUAAUUCUUGUACUUAGUCCUUGUAGUUUAGGGAGUAGCCUAAACUCCACGGUGUCUUGAAUUUCUUCAAAUUAAUUGUGAACACUUUAUUUUGAAAAACGGAUGUUGUUGCAGACUCGCAGUUGUCCUCACGCUGAACUCACCGACCUCCACCUAUGUGAGACAUUACCACAGCAUGUUUGCUCUCGGUGUACAAAUGCAUUUCGCGGCCAGUACGAAGGUAAGAUUUCAGUAAUGUGACGCUUUGGGUGUGAAAGAGAAAGGUAUAUCAGAAUCACUCUCACUCUGUUGUGAUCACUCCGGAGUGUCGAGCAUUUACCAUAAAGACUCGAAUAAAUGCACACCUUGAAUCUAGAUACGAUUGACUCGACGAAGUUAAAAACGAGGAGAGGCUGGCUAACCACAGCCUAAUUUCGUACUGUAUUAAAUAUAAUAUCGUAACAACGAUUAAGAUAUUUAUUCAGUCAACCUGUUUGGGCUUCUUGUGCCAACUCGCCAAGGUAACGACGUUGAAUAGCUGAUAAAGGCGCACAUCCUUUUUUUAGUCAUUUUUGCCCAAAACUGAGUAGGGCUUUUAGUGGAUUUUCUUAUAAAUCCCAGUUUCUACUUCUCAGUAAUCGAUACAUGCCAUUCAUACCGUCUGUGUUUCAAAUUAACACCACAAAUCUGACAGCCAAAUCCAAUGAAAUAUACCUUUUUUUCCCUCACUGACCACAAAACUAUGAGGAAUCCCACUCGAUUUUAAAACACGUUACACUGCCUGUGCAAGGGGAAUAUACCCAGACCAUUUUCAUAUAUUUUAACCUGCACAAAUUAGUCUGCUUUAUGGGUGGUGAAUUUGGGAACAGUGCAGCAUUUGCUUUUUGUAGAAGAGAUAGGAAUCUCCAGAGGGUGGAACAAAGAAACCUGGGAGUGUAUGUAGUCCCAGAGUCUGUUUCUUUCUGAUCUGCUAUGCUUUGUUUGGAUCCAAACUAUUUGUUGUUGACAAUGGUAUAGAGGUUGGGGAAGUUUCCACUGCAUGCUUGACAUUGAAAAACUUUGAUGAAGGGCAACGAGUAAGUGAUCUUUGGUAUUGUAAGAAGUGUUUUAUACUUGAAGGUUCAUUUUUGUUUUAAUCUUUUACCACUGAAUGUUACAGAGAAGUUAUUUUGAUUGAUUUAGGCCAAUUGUUAAAGGAUAAGGAGUUUCAUUAAAGGGAAAUUGGUAUUGGUGAGAAUAAUGUUUUCUUUUCCUUUUUUUAAAGAUAGAAGCUUUUCAAUAUUUAUUUACUGCAGAUUCAACUUACUUAAGCAGGGAUAUCCUUGGCUUUUUUGCACAUAUUUCCUCAAUUACAUAAGUAAAAAUCAUCCUUUUUUUUGCAUCUUCCACAUUCCUACUAUUUGGGAGGAAGAUUUAAAGAUCUUUUGUACCAUCUCCUUCACAACGUAUCCUCAUAUACAGUUUGUUGAUUUAGUUUCCCAUACUUGGAGACACCUCAGCUUAGACAUGAUGACAGCCACUGUGGUUAAUAAAAAGGGCAUUUUUCAGAAGCUGUUCACAAACAGACACACAGUGGCUGUCAUUGUCGAGAUAUUGGUGAAAUGCAUAUUGUUAGCUGUUAAAGGAAGAUUUGCAUAUGGGAAUGAUUUUUAUUCAUUUUGAAAGUAAUUAAACAGCAAAGGUUUUUCCACCUGACCAACAGGCUGGUUGAAAGAGAUAAAUGGAAAAUAAUAACUAAACGGAUCAAUAUGUGGGUUGAUUUUUUAUUUCGCAGCCAGCAGGCAAGAUAUUUUUCAUCUAUUCACAGUAUUUUCUUCAAAAAAAUUCAACAAAGGUAUUGAACUGUAGGGAGGUACCAUGUCUCUGCUUUACUCUGUGUACCUGUUGUCAUGUUAAUUUGAUAUCUGCUAAAAUAAAAUGAACAUAAUGUCUUUGUCCUUUCUUCAGAAUAAAAUGCCUUCACAGUGGAUCUGGAUCACUCUCUGUGGGCUCUGUCCAGUCAUGGUUUUUGGAGGAAAAGUUCUCGUUUUCCCUGUUGAUGGGAGUCACUGGAUUAACAUGAACAUCAUUGUUGAGGAACUGCAUUCAAGGGGUCACCAGGUUUCUGUUGUGAGACCUUCAGACAGCUGGUACAUCAAGGAAACCUCCCCAUACUAUACUUCAGUAAAUCUUGAAAUGGGCUCUGGGUUUGGUGAAGACUUUGUGACAGAAUUCGUAUCAAAGCUGCUGAAAGUUCAGAGGGAGGGGAGGUCUGUUUGGGCUCGAUUUAAGCUAGAGAUGGAACAAGUACAGGUAGCCUCGAAGAUGCAUGAGAAAACAACCAAAAUGCUUGAGCUGCUUUUUGAAAACAAAGAGCAGAUACAGUCUCUACAAGAUGCCAAUUAUGAUCUUGUCCUAACAGAUCCAGUUCUUCCAGGAGGUGUUAUACUCGCUCACUAUCUUAAGUUGCCUUUUGUCUUUAAUGUCAGAUGGACCAGUCAUGGGGAAGGCCAUUUUUUAAUUGCACCCUCACCUCUUUCUUAUGUUCCUCUGCCAGGAUUGGUGUUUUCAGACAAGAUGAGCUUUCUACAAAGAGUUAUUAAUGUUAUUGUAGUUGGUCUUACCCAUCUUCACACUGCACAGAAUAUUUUACCAUAUUAUAAAGACUUAAUUGAAAAAUAUUUGGGUCCAGAUGCGGACUACCAGUCCUUAUUUCAGUCAGCUGAUCUGUGGCUCAUGAGAGUGGACUUUGUCUUUGAAUUUCCUCGCCCCACCAUGCCUAAUGUUGUAUACAUGGGAGGCUUUCACUGCAAACCUGCUAAACCACUGCCUGAAGAUCUUGAAGAGUUUGUGCAGAGCUCUGGAGAGCAUGGAGUCAUCAUUAUGUCACUUGGGACUAUGGUUAAAGAUCUCCCCUCUGACCUCGCUAAUGCCAUUGCAGCAGCUUUUGCUAGAUUACCUCAGAAAGUCAUCUGGAGGCACAAAGGUGACAAACCUGCUACUUUGGGCAACAACACUUUGCUGGUGGACUGGAUGCCACAGAAAGAUCUUUUAGGACAUCCAAAAACUAAACUUUUUGUGGCUCAUGGAGGGACAAACGGCAUUUAUGAAGCAAUUUAUCAUGGGGUUCCCCUUUUAGGUAUCCCUCUGUUUUUUGAUCAACAUGAUAAUCUAUUUAAAAUUGAGUCAAGAGGGGCUGGAAAGAUAAUCGAUUUUAUCACCAUGGAUGAAGAAAUCCUCUAUCAGGAAAUACAAGAACUGCUUAAUGAGCCCUCAUACAGAAUGAACAUGCAGAGACUCUCCAGGCUGCACAGAGACACUCCCAUGAAGCCCCUGGAUAGCGCCCUCUUCUGGAUAGAGUUUAUCAUGAGACACAAAGGUGCGGCUCACCUGAGAACAGAGUCCUACAAGCUGCCCUGGUACUCCUACCACUCUGUGGACGUUGUUUUGUUCCUGACUGGAGCUUUGCUUCUUUUACUCUUCAUGUCUCUCAUGCUGGUGAAGUGUUUGUACUCCAAACUGUGUAAGAGAAAAGCAAAAAGGGAGUAAUUACUCAAAGGGUAUGACUAUUUUAUAUUAUUUUAUUUAAAUACACGAAAACAACAUUCACCCUCAAUAUUUGGAGGGGUCUUGUCAGCUUUGAGAUUAACAUAAUACUGACAUUGUAAAGGGAACAUUUUCAUGUGAAUUUAUUUAUUUGUUUAUUUUUUGUUUCAUCAUACACAAUUAGGUUUAUGUAUGACUUUAAUAAGUACUGUGACUUUUUUAAAAUGAGCCUGUAUAAUUUAAAAUACUUGUAAUAAAGUGAAUUGAGUAGUACUUGAUUAGUCACACUGGGGACAUUUACACUGACUGACUCAAAUGUGAUGAUAUGAAUAAUCACUGACAGGAGAAGCUGCAACAUUCAUUCAAUACUCAGUUUUUGGAGUCAUUUAGUUGAAAAGAUGAUCCUUUUAACUAAGGAUUUGGGCGAUUUUACCAGAGAUGGCCAGCAUUAUCAAGAGAUGAUUUAGGCCAAAAACUAAUUUUCGUCAAAAAAGAACUUUGGCCAAUAUUUUUAUAGGGUGAUGAAAUGACACAACUUUAAAAGCAUUUGCAAAAGUACAAAAAGCCAAAACGACUGCAUGCACUUUAAAAGCACUUCAAAUACACAGAUAACACAAAGCAAAAGUCAACAACUGUAGAGAGUGGCUGCAAAGAAUGAUAAACUGCAACAUUAUUCAGAAAGGGUUGACCAGACACUGUCAUUACCAUCAAACACCAAAGACAGUGCAGGGUGUCUUCUGUCAAUAUCUCUACAUUCAGUGAGACAGAUUAAGACUGCAGGAACACAGGCCCUAUUGUUCCUUUAACUUCAAACCAACAGAGGGAAACCGAUGGGUCUGAUCUGUGUUAGGGUUUGCUAAUUUGCAUUUAUCAGCCAGCAGGUGAUGGUCUCCAUGUAAAAAUGUCAUUUAGUGACAAUCUGAAAUGUUAUUUUCUGUUUGACAGUUAUUAUUUUUACCAGUGAACGAGUUUUGUUAAUAUUUAUUUAAAUUUUAAUGUCAUAAACAUUCCCUUUGUACUCUCUUAUCGUCCAAUCUGUUGUAGAGAAUGUAACUGCUGUACCAAAGUCCUUCUGAGUUCUACUCCUUCUCAGCUUAAACCUGACAGGAGCAGUACAUGGUGCAUGUGUGGCUCUCUGGACAAGCAGAAAUAUUCCAAAGGAUACAUUGUACACCAGAUUCAGGUAACUAGGUGCAUGCCAGUGUUUUCCAAUAUUUAAAGACUUUGCCUUUAGAGGAUAUUCAUUUGUAUAUGUUUGUAUAAAAUAUAUACAUAUAUGUAUGUAUAUAUACACAUUUAUGUAUAUAUUUAUGUGUGUAUCAGGUAUCGGUUGUCUUUGUUUCAGGUAGAUUUUGCGUACAGUGAUCUGUAACACUUACACUGAGGUGGGGAUGGGGGUUGGAGGUGUUUCACAGUUUUUGUCCUGGGCGUGAUGAUGAUAUGAUUUAUAUGUCAUUUUCCCAACUUCAGGCCAAAAUGCCUUCACACUGGAUCUGGAUCACUCUCUGUGGGCUCUGUCCAGCCAUGGUUUUUGGAGGAAAAGUUCUCGUUUUCCCUGUUGACGGGAGUCACUGGGUGAACAUGAACAUCAUUGUUGAGGAACUGCAUUCAAGGGGUCACCAGGUUUCUGUUGUGAGACCUUCAGACAGCUGGUACAUUAAGGAAACCUCCCCGUACUAUACUUCAGUAAAUCUUGAAAUGGGGUCAGGAUUUGAUGAGGACUUUGCUUCUGACCUAACAGUCAAGCUGCUGGAAGUCCAGAGGGAGGGGAGGUCUGCUUGGGCUCAGUUUAAGCUAGAGUUGGAACAAAUGAACGCAGCUUCAAUGAUUCAUGAGACAACAUCUAAAAUGCUUGAGCUGCUUUUUGAAAACAAAGAGCAGAUACAGUCUCUACAAGAUGCCAAUUAUGAUCUUGUCCUAACAGACCCUGCCAUACCAGGAGGUGUUAUACUCGCUCACUAUCUCAGGUUGCCUCUUGUUUAUAAUGUCAGAUGGACUAGUUUUGGGGAAGGCCAUUUUUCAAUUGCACCCUCUCCUCUUUCUUAUGUUCCUCUGCCAGGGACUGAGCUUUCAGACAAGAUGAGCUUUCUACAGAGAGUCAUUAAUGUUGUUGUAUUUGGCUUAUUUGAACUUGAAAAAGCGUACUUCAUUGAACCACAUUAUAAAAACUUAUUUAAAAAACAUUUUCAACAGGACAUAGACUUGCAGUCCUUAUUUCAGUCAGCUGAUCUGUGGCUCAUGAGAGUGGACUUUGUCUUUGAAUUUCCUCGCCCCACCAUGCCUAAUGUUAUAUACAUGGGAGGCUUUCACUGCAAACCUGCUAAACCACUGCCUGAAGAUCUUGAAGAGUUUGUGCAGAGCUCUGGAGAGCAUGGAGUCAUCCUUAUGUCACUGGGGACAAUAUUUGGGGAGCUCCCACCGGACCUUGCCAAUGCUAUUGCAGGAGCUUUUGCUAGAUUACCUCAGAAAGUCAUCUGGAGGCACAAAGGUGACAAACCUGCUACUUUGGGCAACAACACUUUGCUGGUGGACUGGAUGCCACAGAAAGAUCUUUUAGGACAUCCAAAAACUAAACUUUUUGUGGCUCAUGGAGGGACAAACGGUGUUCAAGAGGCAAUUUAUCAUGGAGUUCCCAUCUUAGGUUUACCACUGGUUUUUGAUCAACGUGAUAAUCUGUUUAAAAUUGAGACAAGAGAAGCAGGGAAGAUUCUUGAUAUCUUCACUAUGGAUGAGGAAAUUUUUUACGAGGGAAUUCAGGAAGUCCUGAAUGAGCCCUCAUACAGAAUGAACAUGCAGAGACUCUCCAGGCUGCACAGAGACACUCCCAUGAAGCCCCUGGAUAGCGCCCUCUUCUGGAUAGAGUUUAUCAUGAGACACAAAGGUGCAGCUCACCUGAGAACAGAGUCCUACAAGCUGCCCUGGUACUCCUACCACUCUGUGGACGUUGUUUUGUUCCUGACUGGAGCUUUGCUUCUUUUACUCCUCACGUCUUUCAUGUUGAUGAACUGUUUUUUCUCCAAACUGUGUAAGAGAAAAGCAAAAAGGGAGUAA